Messenger RNA from Glycine soja, 2287 nucleotides. Its product is annotated as tubby-like F-box protein 3. NCBI's taxonomy places the organism in Eukaryota, Viridiplantae, Streptophyta, Magnoliopsida, Fabales, Fabaceae. The record is from RefSeq and is a predicted model, not a curated record. The coding region runs from base 463 to 1632 and encodes 389 amino acids. Gene Ontology annotation, molecular function: protein binding. The transcript has 6 exons.
UUUCCUCCACUGGACUAACCAAGCCAAUUUACAACAUUACCCCCAAAAGCACAGUGACCACCACCUCCAAACAAUUUACCUAACUAACAUGUGACCGGUAACUCCUCCUCAUCUUCCACCUGCUCUCUCCCACUCAGUAACUUUCAUCGAAUCAAACUAUUUUACAGCUUUAUCUCCCUACCUUUCCCUUCUCUCUCACACGCACAUACACAAAAGUACAAAACCACUGAACCUCUCUCUCUCUUUUCUGCAUCUCGCCUACCCUUUCUCUUAUCUUCCAAAUCCACCAAAAAAGAAUCAAUUUUUUAAUCCCCCAGAAGCAAAAGCAAAAAAAAAAAAACCAACCUUUUUCUCCCUCAAUCAACGCAAGACGCUUAAAUAACAAUCCACCCUCGUUCUCUCUCUCUCUCUGACACGCACUCCUCCUCCUCCUAGGUGGAAUUGGAAUUGGGGAUCUACUAGAUGGGCCUAAUCAGAAGCAUGAGAUCGCGGUCACAGCGUGUGGUGCAGGAGCAAGAAGCUGCUGAGUGUGUCGGUGUCGUCGUCGGCGACAGCAUGCGACAGAGUUGUUGGGCCAACAUGCCCCAAGAGCUUCUCCGAGAGGUCCUCCUCCGAAUCGAGGCCUCCGAGGACACGUGGCCGCCGCGGAAGAGCGUCGUCUCCUGCGCCGGCGUCUGCCGCAGCUGGAGACAUAUCACCAAAGACAUUGUCAAAACGCCCGAACUCUCCUCCAAGAUCACCUUCCCCAUUUCUGUUAAACAGCCUGGCCCAAGGGAGAAUCUCCUACGGUGCUUUAUAAAGCGCAACCGGUCCACCCAAACAUACUAUUUGUUUCUCAGUUUAACCAGUACGCUAGCUGAAGAUGGGAAGUUCCUUCUUGCUGCACGCAAAUGCAGACGUCCAACCUGCACAGAUUAUAUCAUCUCUCUUGACGCAGAUGAUAUGUCAAAGGGAAGCAACUCCUAUGUUGGGAAACUAAGAUCAAACUUUCUUGGAACAAAGUUCACAAUCUAUGAUAGCCAGCUGCCUCAUACAGGAGCAAAGAUUAUGAAAAGUCGCUCCACAAGGCUGGUGAAUCUAAAGCAAGUUUCACCCAAGGUUCCUACAGGCAACUAUCCAGUGGCCCAUAUUUCAUAUGAAUUGAAUGUGCUAGGCUCAAGGGGUCCUAGGAGAAUGCAUUGUGUCAUGGAUUCCAUUCCUGCCACUGCAAUUGAACCUGGAGGUGUAGCACCUACACAGACUGAGUUUUCUCUUAACAACAUAGACAUGUUUCCUUCAUUCCCCUUUUUUCGAUCAAAAUCAAAUCGUGUGGAAAAUUCCAUGUCUGGACCAUUGGUUGAUCAAAAGGAUGGGAUGCUAGUGUUGAAAAACAAGGCCCCUAGGUGGCAUGAGCAGCUGCAAUGUUGGUGCCUGAACUUUCAUGGACGGGUGACAAUUGCCUCAGUUAAAAACUUUCAGCUGGUGGCUUCUGCAGAAAACGGACCUGCUGGACCAGAACACGAUAAGAUCAUCCUCCAAUUUGGAAAAGUUGGGAAGGAUUUGUUUACAAUGGAUUACCGGUACCCUAUCUCGGCAUUUCAGGCAUUUGCAAUCUGCCUCAGCAGUUUUGAUACCAAGAUUGCUUGUGAAUGACAUGUUUAAACAGUUUCAAUCCAGAUUAUAUAGCUAUAUCUCUUGCUGCUUGGAGAAGUAUGGCUUGAAUGUCACUUGUUGGGAAGCAGACAGAUGAAAAAUGUUUGUCAAGGUAAAGAUUGGUUGGAUGAGCAUUGAACUGAAUUCGAAAAAACCAUUCAGUUUCUGGGAUCACAAUUUACCAGCUCUUGGGAAGAUAACAUAAAAUUGGAAUGUUACUUGAAACUCCUCCACCAUAUCCCACAAAACAAAACACAAAAACGGGAAAAAUACAUUUAUUCAGACCCCCGUGUACAUAAAUUCUCUAUUUCUUUCAACAGUUUGGUUGUUUAUUGUAAUGUAGUAGUGGUUGUUUAUAACAUGUCCAUGCAAGACAUGUUUUGUUAAUGUGACUACUAGCUUUCAACUUAUCCUUUCAUGAGAACAUUUUGUGUUGGGGGGGACUCUUGCAAGAACACAAGCAGAAGCAACUUGCUAUGUGCAACUCCUUUCGUUCCGUAAUCCACUCUUGACUUGGUCUUUCCAAAACAGUAACACACUGUUCUAAUACAGUGCAUGUCACGAGGGAUAAAUGCCACUUGCUGUAUUAUUCUCUUGACUAAGGAAUAAACCCUCCUUGGCUUUGUAUAACAGAUUAUGUUAUAUUUACAAAUUA